Dicentrarchus labrax (European seabass) is the source of this 3025-nucleotide messenger RNA. It is a transcript of the gene rad17, whose product is annotated as RAD17 checkpoint clamp loader component. Gene Ontology annotation, molecular function: chromatin binding; ATP hydrolysis activity; DNA clamp loader activity. The transcript is spliced from 17 exons. The record is from RefSeq and is a predicted model, not a curated record. Gene Ontology annotation, cellular component: nucleus; Rad17 RFC-like complex. Gene Ontology annotation, biological process: mitotic DNA replication checkpoint signaling; DNA repair; DNA damage checkpoint signaling. The coding region runs from base 201 to 2132 and encodes 643 amino acids. NCBI's taxonomy places the organism in Eukaryota, Metazoa, Chordata, Actinopteri, Moronidae.
CCGGAGUUUAAAUCGUAACGUUAAACUUCACUUUUCCUCAUAGCUCCUUUAAUUAUUCCGUAGGACAAGCGUAACUCCAUCUUUGAUUCAUAAUUAUUUCACAUUAAACUCAAACAAGAGUUUGAAGUGACGGAAACACCGAAGUCGGCUUCAAAUGGUCAAACAAGUUCUUCGUUGAACUGCUGCCCUCAGUGUGAAAGAUGAACACGAUUUCUGUGGGAGAUAAAGCUGCUUCAAGCAGGCUGAACCACUGGGUGGAUCCGUCCUUCACUGAUUUUCCUGGAGAAAGCUUUUCUCUGUCUGGAAGAAGAAAGGGCAGCCAGGUGUUGGGCUCCAAGGCUGAGCCCAAGAGGCCCCAGAAGAGAAAAGGAGAGGCUGGCAGGUCAAACCCUCACACGUUGUCCUAUCUGCUGAGAGAGUCAGCCCAGAGGGACCAGGAUGAGCCCUGGGUGGACAGAUAUUCCCCCCGUUCACAGGUUGAGCUAGCUGUCCACAAGAAGAAGAUUGAAGAAGUGGAGAACUGGAUAAGAGUUCACACAAACACAUCAGAGGGUAACAUCUUGCUGCUGACAGGACCAUCCGGUUGUGGAAAGACAGCAACAGUCCAGGUUUUGGCUCAGGAGCUGGGCCUCAGGGUUCAGGAGUGGGCCAAUCCCACCAACCUGGAGCCAUACAGCAGCAGUCAGCAUGAAUGGAGGAUGAACAGCUUUUCCUUCAGCUCCCAGUUAGCCCAAUUCCAGGACUUCCUCCUCAAAACCAACAAAUACAACUGCCUGAAGAUGGUGGGUGAUGGAGGACCUACAGACAGGAAGCUCAUACUGGUGGAGGAUUUCCCAAACCAGUUCUACAGGCAGCCUGGCAGCCUGCACGAUAUCCUGAGGCGCUUUGUGAAGACCAGUCGAUGUCCUCUGGUGUUCAUAGUGUCAGACAGUCUGAGUGGAGACAGCAGCUCACGCGUUCUUUUCCCCAGAGAGAUUCAGGAGGAGCUGGACAUCAGCAACAUCAGUUUUAAUCCGGUGGCUCCAACCACAAUGAUGAAGGUCCUGACUCGAAUUUCAACUCUGGAGGCAGGAAAGCAGAGUUGUGGGAAGAUGUGUGUAUCAGACCAGGCAGUGUUGGCCACGCUGUGUUUAGGAAGCUCAGGAGAUAUUCGCAGUGCCAUCAACAGCCUCCAGUUUUCCUCCCUCCCAGACACAUCAUUGGAAAAGGGCCUGUGGAGGAUGAAGGAGAGACCUGUGACUUCACUGGGAAAAGCUGUCUCCAGAAUGAAUCAGAGGAAGAAGUCCAAACAGACAAAGGAGCCAGAAGAUGAGCAGGCUAUUGGAGGGAAAGAUGCUUCUCUGUUCCUGUUUAGAGCACUAGGAAAGAUUCUACACUGCAAACGAAGGAAUCAUGAAGGUGCUGAAGCUGCCGAAUGUGCCUCUGGACCUGGUCUACCAUCGCACCUGUUUCAACAUCACAGAGAAACAUUACUAGUAGACCCUGAGUUGGUUGUUGAGCGUUCACACAUGUCUGCGGAGUUCUUCAACUUGUACCUCCACCAGAACUACGUGGACUUCUUGUCUGAGGUGGAGGAUGUGGAACGGGCCAGCGAGUAUCUGUCUGAUGCUGACCUCCUCACUGCUGAUUGGACGAGUCGCAGCACCAUGGGGGAUUAUGGGUCUUCAGUGGCCACCAGGGGGCUCCUUCACUCAAACUCUCGACAAGUUUCUGUUGGAUUCAGACCGCUGCAUAAACCCAACUGGCUGCUGGUCAACAAGAAGCACCGGGAAAAAUGCCUGGCUGCCCAGUUCUUGUUCAGAAGCUUCUGUCUGACACCAGUCAGCCUGCAGACUGAACUGCUGCCCUACCUGGCCAAACUCACCCACCCUAUGAGGAACCAAGCUCAGAUAGCUUUUAUCCAGGACGUGGGUCAGAUGUUACAGAGGAGAUUCUCCGCCAGAUUAAAACUGGAGGCUCUGACAGACAAAGAACCAGGCCAGCUGGAGACAGACACUGAGGAAGAGAAGGAGAAAGAGGAAGGUCAGGGUGCGGCUGAGGAGGGUCUGUUGGGCAGUCAGCCUCAACCUACUACAAACCAAGUCCUUUUGGAGGAGGAGGACCUGAUCAUAGAGGAAUAUACCAGUGACUAACACACACAGCCCUGUCAUACAUCUACUGCCAUACUGUUCACUGUUAAAUGACAGUCCUUCCAGGAUUUCACAGGCUAAUUUUGUAAUUGUUGCGGCCAAAUAUACCUGAUCUCACAGCAGCUUUUCUAAAGAAUUGAGAUGCAUAAUAAAAUUGCUAGUAGUUUGGUGACGUAUUGCUGAACGUUUUACGCAGGGGACUGCUAUGAUUGGUGAAACUCGCUGGAAUGAUUUGAAUCCAUGAAGAAUUCACAGGGAUUGGUUGAAUUUGCAUUUAUUGUUGCAGUCACAUCAUUGCAACUGCCUGGAGGGACUGAAAUGAGUUCUGAGAUUCAUUUUUGACAUGUGAAGGAAAAUAUAACUUGUUACUGUUAAAAAAGAAUUUCAUAGAAAUCUAACUUAAAUUUACUUAAAUUGUAAGAUUCAUCCCACAACUCAAAUAAUUAUCCACAUGACCUUAUGUUGCUGACUCUGGUAAUAGUUCUGGUAUUUUUGCCUCAUUGAGGUGUCAUUUGUUCAAGAUAUUAUAAUUUUUCAAACAAGCUUGUUGCCUUGUAGAACCUGAAUUGAAUGUGAUUCUGUAGCCUUUCAGAAGCUCCUAAUACAAUAGAAGCAUGAUGGGGAUUUGUUGCAAUAAUCUCCUCAGAUGACCCAGUUCAAAUUUUGUCUGUAUGUAUUUGUUUUUGUACUUAACAUGUUUUUGUUUUACUGAGUGACUGUUGAGCCUGGAUCAACCUGUAAUGGAGAACUGUCAAGGAAUAAGCUCAGCCAUUAACUGACAUCUUUUUUGUUUCACUGUUUUCUAUGGAGAGAAAAUAAUAAAUAGUACAUUUAAUGCUUAUUGAGAGAUACCAAACCUAAAUAAGUUUGUGAAUAAAAACUGUGUGAAAAGCUGA